Messenger RNA from Papaver somniferum (opium poppy), 773 nucleotides. Its product is annotated as phosphate transporter PHO1 homolog 5-like. Gene Ontology annotation, biological process: cellular response to phosphate starvation; phosphate ion transport. The transcript has a single exon. Gene Ontology annotation, cellular component: plasma membrane; cytoplasm; trans-Golgi network. The record is from RefSeq and is a predicted model, not a curated record. Gene Ontology annotation, molecular function: inositol hexakisphosphate binding. The coding region runs from base 1 to 690 and encodes 229 amino acids. Lineage: Eukaryota; Viridiplantae; Streptophyta; Magnoliopsida; Ranunculales; Papaveraceae.
AUGGUGCCAGAAUGGCAAGGAGCUUACAUGGAUUAUGCAUCCCUCAGAUCCAUCCUUGAAGAUGUUAGACAUUUCAAGUUCAAUACCGCACACCACCUUUCUCAUCAGCGUCAUCAUCAUGGUGGAGUUGUUGGAGUGUACAGAACCGUCAGUGGCCUAGUGAUUGAUCGCCCCAUCCUUACCAUCACCAACUCUAAAACCACCACUGCUACUACUAAGACUACUGCAACUAGUACUACUACCACCACGAAUCGACAUCAUAAUCAACAUGGGGUAUUUCAUCAUGAAGAAGAACCAGUCAUUUUAGUUCAUCAAAUCAUGCACCAGAAAGGUGAUCAUGACCUAGAAAAAGGAGGGUCCACUCAUCCAGAUACUACCCAUCAUGAGAAAUAUGAGACUAAGUUUCUGAUGUCAGAUGUGGAAGGAGGAGAAAAUGAAUUAAGAUUCUUCAAAAGACUUGAUGGGGAGUUCAACAAAGUUAAUAAGUUCUACAAAGACAAGGUUGAUCAAGUUAUGAACAAAGCUGCCGUGUUGACAAAGCAAAUGGACGCAUUGAUUGCUUUUAGGGUCAAAAUUGAUGAUUCUGAUCAAGCAAAGUUUGAACACCUAUGUAAUGAAGUUGCUGAAUCUGCUGCUGCAUUCUCCGUCUCUUCAGAAACCCCCACUGUCCCCCACAGUACUGGUAAGUAAUCUCCAACAUUUCUUGUUCAUAUGCUGGAAGAACGGUUAUGUCUUGCAUGUGCAAUUCUAUACCGAUCAGAAUUAUGAACUGA